AUGUUACUACGUCCUACACCAAACGAUGUUCGUGAAGAUGUUCAGAAAUUGUUGGCAUCAAUGCGUGUUAAAUCAUAUGGAACAUUAACUUGUGCAUGGAUUAUUAUCGGUGGCAUGAAUACAGGUAUUAUGAAACUAGUUGGUAAGAUUGCUCAAAUAAAUCCUGAUCCUUCACGACCCAUUUCUUUAAUUGGUAUUGCUACUUGGGGUUAUAUAUCCGGUCAUGAACAACUCGAUGCUCAGGGUAUACAUGCAUAUUAUUCUAAAUUUCUUAGUAACAAAAAGGGCGAAGCAUCACUUGAACCAAAUCAUACAAAUUUUAUUUUUGUCGAUGAUGGAAGUGAAAGGAGACAUGGUGGAGAACUAGUCUUUCGUGGUAAACUUGAAGAAGCUAUUUCAAAUGGAUUUUUUUCAUCAAAAACUCAAACAAAUCCUUUGACUGCAUAUCGAACUCUUGCUGCAGCUCAAUCUAUACGAACNGAACCUUCCUAG
Messenger RNA from Rotaria sp. Silwood2, 492 nucleotides. Lineage: Eukaryota; Metazoa; Rotifera; Eurotatoria; Philodinida; Philodinidae. The record is from the annotation of a GenBank genome assembly.